Molecule: messenger RNA, 1251 nt
Organism: Planococcus citri (citrus mealybug)
Lineage: Eukaryota; Metazoa; Arthropoda; Insecta; Hemiptera; Pseudococcidae
Product: protein NDUFAF4 homolog
Exons: 4
Coding region: 232-1203 (323 amino acids)
Biological process (GO): mitochondrial respiratory chain complex I assembly
Cellular component (GO): mitochondrion
Source: RefSeq, a predicted model, not a curated record
AAAAGUUAAAGUAAUGAUAAGAGAUGAAACACUUUUUGAAAGGCAAGACAGAAAAGAUCAAUUUUAUUUGAAAAUUUCUGUACAAUGAUUUUAUAUCGCUUUCAGGCUCCUACAUCUAUCAAAACAAUGUAUUCAUUUCUGUAAUGUGCUGUAUUUCGUUGGCCGACAAGCAGCCAAAAUUCAUUACAUCGAAAACCUACUCUGCAAUCUCCGAUACUCGAUUGCUUGAAAAUGGGGAAUACGUUCACGGUUUUAGGCCGGCAUGCUUUGAAAAGAGUUCGACGAUUCAAUGUUCAAAGUAGAACCGAAAAGUAUCUGGAAAGGCAUCAAGAUAAGCCGGAAAGAGCUCCUCUUUACGAAGCCACCAUGAGAGAAGUGGAGAAAUUGAUGAAAGAAAUGCCCGAUUUGACGGAAGAAAUGAAAAAGAAAGAUGGUAUCUUGCUGAAUAAUCUGCGCAAAGUAUACGUCACCUCUGAAGGCGAUAAUAAAGAUAGUUUUUCUCAAGAAAGAAUAGAUUCGAGCCGGGAAGCUAGAUUUUUACAAGCCAUUAAACCAAAAGAAGUGCUCAAAGAUGCUCCACCUGGAAAAUACACCAUGCAGCAGGCUUUAACAAUCAUACAACAGUAUCAAAGAAAUCCCAUAACGAAUUCUACCAAAGCUUUAGCUGCUCAAUUCAAUUUAGAACCUUCUGUUGUCGCCAAAAUAACCAAACACGUUAAAAUACUAGACUACUACGCUCCGAAGAAAACAAAAGAGACCUCCCACGAGAAGAUGCUGAAAGACUUGAUACCGAUUUCUUACCAAGGUAAAUCCGAAUCGGAUUUAUUGAUCGAACUGCAACAGGAAGCCGACAAGAGAACCAAAUUGUUGUUCGAAAAAACUGUCCGAUUAAGAGAAGCUAAAACUAAAGAAGAAAUUUACAUCGAAUCUGAUCAACCGAUUGAAGGAUGGCUAUCGAAAGAAACCUCCGAUAAAAAAGAACAAGUUUACACCGAUUUAGAAAUAUAUCGUAAAACUGGCAAAUUACCCGACGGACCUAAACUAAUAGAAGGUCGAAAAUUGGAUGAUUUGACUAUCGAAGAUAUUAAAAGAUUAACUGCGAACAAAUCGGAUCAAGAUUCGCCGGAAAAGCCUAGCAAUGAUGGAGAUAAAGAGUCUGAAAAAAAAAACGUACCCGAAGAUCAGCGAAAAGCGACUAAUUAAACGUAGACAUUUUGUUAUUAUUUCGAAUUAUUAAAUUAUCGUUUUCAA